Molecule: messenger RNA, 1597 nt
Organism: Dendrobium catenatum
Lineage: Eukaryota; Viridiplantae; Streptophyta; Magnoliopsida; Asparagales; Orchidaceae
Product: dolichyl-phosphate beta-glucosyltransferase
Exons: 11
Coding region: 125-1165 (346 amino acids)
Cellular component (GO): endoplasmic reticulum membrane
Source: RefSeq, a predicted model, not a curated record
CAACUGAUGUUCUCUUGGCUCAAUUUCACUCUUUGAGUAAUUCAAGUAAAUUCAUUUUCAACGCCCGGGCUGUAUUGACUACCCAUAACCAAGGUCACUGUGGACGUUUCGGCGACGGCGAAAGAUGGGAUGGCUGUCCCUCCCCGAUCCCCAUAUUCCCCUCUUGAUCGCUCUUCCUUCUAUCGUGCUUGUCUUGUUUCUCAGCAUUGCGGCGUUUUUCCUUGAAAUUGUCAGGAAGAUCGGAUGCAAGCACUCGUUCGAGAGGACAGAUGCCUCGGAUGCAUUCUUUGAAGAUCCCAACUCGUUGAAGAAGGUUCCAUGUCCAUCAAUCUUUGAUAAUGCAGAGAAGUACUUAUCUCUGAUUGUCCCUGCAUAUAACGAGGAGCAUAGGCUUCCUGCAGCUCUUGUUGAAAUGAUGAGUUAUCUUCAAAAACGUGCAGCGGCGGACAAGUCCUUCACUUAUGAGGUGUUAAUAGUAGAUGAUGGAAGUACUGAUAAAACUUCUAAAGUGGCAUUUGACUUUGUUAGAAAGUACAAGAUAGAUAAUAUGAGGCUUCUUCUUCUUGGAAGAAAUCAUGGGAAAGGAGAAGCUAUUAGAAAAGGAAUGCUUCAUUCACGUGGUGAACUUCUCCUAAUGCUUGAUGCUGAUGGAGCGACGAAUGUUACUGACUUAGAAAAGCUUGAAUCUCAGGUAUAUGCAACGGCUAAGAAUAAAAUAGAUGAUAAAUCUCUAGCUGAGUCAUCUAAUGAUAUAAGACCCAAGCUAUCAGAUAUUGAAGUUUCUGUAUUUGGUUCCCGGGCACAUCUUGAGAAGCAGGCUCUUGCUACUAGGAAGUGGUACAGAAACUUUCUAAUGAAAGGUUUCCAUCUUGUGGUUUUAUUUACUGCUGGUCCAGGUAUCCGUGAUACACAGUGUGGCUUCAAGAUGUUCACAAGGGCGGCUGCUAAGAAACUUUUCACAAAUAUUCGAUUGAAGAGGUGGUGCUUCGACGUCGAAAUUGUCUAUCUGUGCAAGCGCCUAAAUAUUCCAAUGAUCGAAGUAUCAGUAAAUUGGACUGAAAUACCUGGUUCGAAAGUGCGGCUGACUAGCAUAGCUCACAUGCUGUUUGAGCUCACAUUGAUUCGAUUAGGCUAUGGACUUGGCAUUUGGAAAAUUUACACCUGAUCUCUGUCAACUCAUACCACAGUGGAUCGUCAUCCCUCGGAAGUUCUUACAGAGGAGAAUGGUGAUCAAUUGGGAAGCAGUGACUAACUCAAAAUUGCAUGAAAGAGCAGUUUUGAUAUGUUAUUUGCUCAGUCUCAAAGUUCUAUGUGCUCCAUCUGUGCAUGCUAUGCUAUUUAUUCUUCAUGGAAGUCAUUGUUUGGAAUGUUCUAGAAUUUUUGUAUUAUGAGUAAUUAAUUAUACCUUGUCCAGAUGAUUACUUCUGGCUUCUGAGAGCUUAUAUUUGUAGUUUUCUGAUUUUUCUGUAAUAUUUAGAACAGAAUGUUCCUCUUGGUGAGAAACUUGGUAGCCAAUGGGUUCAUAUUAGCUUAAAGGAACUGAUUAAUUUUCACUGUCAGUUGCUAACUUGUAAUACCUUGAAAUAUGUUUUGUUAA